AUGGAAACACUGGUGACGUUCCUCCUCACUGGAUCUCUGAUACAAGUGUUUGACUCCAGCAGCCCUGACACUAAACUGUUCAAAGGAGAAAUAUUAGGCACUGCUACACAGAAAAACUGCAGCACACGCUUCGAUAAUGUCAAUCAGAAUCAUAAUGGAUCAUAUUACUUCAGACUUGAAGAUGAUAAACUGAGGUAUAGCUUCAUAAAUAAUCCACUCUUACAAAUUGUCGUCUCAGGAUCUCCACCCAAACCCACAUUGAGUGUCUUUAAGGAUCAGCAGGAGGUGAUGAAGAUGGAGGAGGUGAUGGAGGAAAGUUCAUUGAGUCUGCGCUGCUCUACUAAGAUCUUCUGUCCGUCUCGUCCUCCAUCUCUCACGUGGACCUCGUCUCUCAAUGAGAACAUCACAGGACAGCAGUAUCAGAGCCAAUCAGAGCUCGUCUCUGAUCUGAACUUCACUGUUUCUCACCGUCUUCACAAAGUCACUUUCACCUGCACCGCAACACACCAGCUACAGAGGAAUAUAACAACACAGCGCUCCCGUAUGAUACGAGUUCAGUAUGCUCCUACAAACACAUCAGUGAGGAUAAACCCAGCUGGUUUAGUUCUGGAGGGUCGUUCAGUGACUCUGAUCUGCAGCAGUGAUGCAAACCCAGCAGUGAACUACACCUGGUACAGAGACCCUGAAGAACUCCUGAAUCCAGUUCAGACCGGACCAAACCUGACCCUCAACAACCCUGACCCUACAGACAGAGGACUAUACUACUGUAGAGCUGACAACAAACACGGAUCUCACAACACAUCAGUGCUGCUGGACGUCCAGUAUGCUCCUACAAACACAUCAGUGAGGAUAAACCCAGCUGGUUUAGUUCUGGAGGGUCGUUCAGUGACUCUGAUCUGCAGCAGUGAUGCAAACCCAGCAGUGAACUACACCUGGUACAGAGACCCUGAAGAACUCCUGAAUCCAGUUCAGACCGGACCAAACCUGACCCUCAACAACCCUGACCCUACAGACAGAGGACUAUACUACUGUAGAGCUGACAACAAACACGGAUCUCAGAACACAUCAGUGCUGCUGGACGUCCACAGUGAACUACACCUGGUACAGAGACCUGAAGAACUCCUGAAUCCAGUUCAGACCGGACCAAACCUGACCCUCAACAACCCUGACCCUACAGACAGAGGACUAUACUACUGUAGAGCUGACAACAAACACGGAUCUCAGAACACAUCAGUGCUGCUGGACGUCCAGUAUGCUCCUACAAACACAUCAGUGAGGAUAAACCCAGCUGGUUUAGUUCUGGAGGGUCGUUCAGUGACUCUGAUCUGCAGCAGUGAUGCAAACCCAGCAGUGAACUACACCUGGUACAGAGACCCUGAAGAACUCCUGAAUCCAGUUCAGACCGGACCAAACCUGACCCUCAACAACCCUGACCCUACAGACAGAGGACUAUACUACUGUAGAGCUGACAACAAACACGGAUCUCACAACACAUCAGUGCUGCUGGACGUCCAGUAUGCUCCAAAAAACACAUCACUGUCGGCGUUUCCCUCCAGCUCAGUGAUGGAGGGCAAACCAGUGACUCUGAACUGCAGGACUGAUUCAAACCCAGCAGAGCUCAACUACACCUGGUACAGAGAGACUGGAUCUCAAUUUGAGUUCCUCCAAACUGGAUAUAAUCACACCUACACUGUGACAAACCCUUCACACAACGCAUGGUAUGGCUGUAAUGCUCAAAACCAGCAUGGCCAAUGCAAUGCAACAGUCCAACUUGAUGUUCAGUUUAUGCCCAAAGUCAACAGCUCUUGUAGCAGAAACAGUGUAAUGUCGUGUGUCUGUGAGGCUCAUGGGAAUCCCUGCCCUACACUAGAGUGGCGUCUGUCUGGACAUGCGCUCACUAACUCUACAGAAACACCCAUCAGUGAGGAGAAGUUAGGAAGCACAGGAGUGAAGAGCGUCCUGACCCUCCGUCAGUCCCUCUCAGACACAGACGUCCUGCAGUGUUUCAGCUCAAACGUUUACGGCAGCGCAAGUCAACAGUUUCAGCCCAUCUCAUCAACACAAGAAACAAGUUUCCAUCCUCUGUCAGUGCUGCUCGGAGCCGCUGUCGGUGCGGCAGUGAUGAUAAUCUUGUGCAUCAUGAUGCUCUGCUAUGAACGAAGAAGGAAAGAAAAACCUUCAGAAUCCAGGCAAGACGACACGUCUGGACUCAUUCUGACUCAAAUAGCCGUUGCUCUGGAUCAUGACAUUCAGUUUGUUCACGCCGAUAACGGCAUGCUGUCAUCCACCGCACCGAGUGAACCACAAUCUCUUCAUUAUUCCUCCAUCGAUUUCUCAAACACUGAAGCGCCGUCAGGAGAGAUCAGGGGCAUGGCCUCGCUGACCAGUGAAUACGCUACGAUCAGACACCGUCCUGAAGAAGCUGCAGACGCAGAGAACACCACAGAGCCCAAACAAGAAGAAGACAUGACAGCAGAGAUCACAGACACUUCUUCACCGGCAUCAGAAGACGUGAUUUAUGGAAACAUGAGCCAUCACCACAGACAGAAGGAACCGCUGGUCACCGCAGAUGAUGCUGAAAAGAUAGACUGAACCAAAGCCUUCAAAUUUUUGCGCACCAGAAGAGACUGUUCAUCCAAAAAUGGCAAUUACAAACCUAUAGACUUUCUUCUGUGGAACGUCUGUUUUUAUGUUAUGUUUAGUUUACCCUAAAAGACAAAUUUCCUAUUCAUUUACUUACACGCAAGUCAUCCGAGAUGUACAUGACUUUUUCUUCAGCAGAACAGUAAAAAAGAUUUUUUACAUAAAUUCUGCCCAUUAAGGAUUCAUAAAAUGCAAGUUAUCAGCUGAAGCCACAUUGUGAGUCAAAAAAAGCACAUACAGGUAACACAACAUUAAAGGAACAUCCAUGUUAAUUUAUAUAUGCUUGUUGUCCAAAGUAGAUACAGUUCCCUAAUUUUUAACCCCAUUCUAUCUGAAAGUGUGUAGACUAUAGCCUUUGUCAUAUUUAUUGCCUGCCAAAUUAACAAAUGUAAAUCUUUAAAGUAUGACGCUUACUAUAUAGGUAUAUGGCAGACACAGACACCUUACAUACAGACAGCAGUAAUUUGAUAAAAUCCCUACUGCUUUCAGCUUCUGUCAGUAUCCUGGGAAAAAAACACACUGGAUGGCUAUUUACUUUACUUAUUUAAGAUGAACAGUAAAACAGAAUUCAGAACAUAAGAAGUAUUACCAUAAUACAAUGUUGACAUAUCUUAUCAAGAAGAAAUGCAUUUCA
Molecule: messenger RNA, 3277 nt
Organism: Puntigrus tetrazona (Sumatra barb)
Lineage: Eukaryota; Metazoa; Chordata; Actinopteri; Cypriniformes; Cyprinidae
Product: myelin-associated glycoprotein-like
Exons: 12
Coding region: 1-2592 (863 amino acids)
Source: RefSeq, a predicted model, not a curated record